UUCUAGAAAAUUUCAUGGUCUUAAGAUGAAAUGUUAUCUGCAAUUUUUCUCUCUAUUUUCUGAUGAUCCAAAUUCGCAGUGUUGCUUGAGUUUGUUUGUUUUGACCACAAUUUUGUCCAUUGUACCUUGCAUCCGUUUGCUGACAAACAAACCUGUGAGGGCAGACUAAUCCUAGUUUGCAAUAGUUCCAUGGCGGCGUGGAUAAGCGGGAAACUCAAAAUUAAAGAGGGGUCACAGCCAAAAUAUCUGACAAAAAGGGCUACUGUCGAAUCUUCCGCAGCUAUUCUGCCAAGAAUAAAGUUUAAGGGCUAACUAUAUAAUAGCAUUGGAAAAUCCUGAAUGUAUGCAGGGUCUUAAAAAACCAUGUAAUAACAAAGCAAAAAGGCGUAGGAACAUAGAAUCUGUGAAAUAGAAAGUCGUUGUUGAACAUCCAGAAUGGACCGGGCGGACUUCAUGAGACUAAGGUUCUCCUCCUCUGUCAAGUGGAUAUUAACAACACCUAGCACACGUCCUCUUCCCAGUUGCGUAGGCUAUCUUUUGCACAGGGCAACGUUCAAGUUUCCACACACUUAUUGCUCAAGGCUAUCUUUUGCGCAGGGCAACGUUCUAGUUUCCACACACUUACUGCUCAAGGACGACACCCCUUGGGAACACAAAGGUGCUGCGUUGAAGAGACUUCAGUGAAGGAAUCGUGGAAGAGAGAAGGCUCAACGCAGGUUACAUUGCCGAGUAUUCGUAUCUGUGCGUGGGCAUAUACAACCAUUGUGAAGUAGUUAAAAAAGCUACGAGAUGAGUUUAGUCAUCACAGCUUGGCAUUGACAGCAGAGUGAAUGGCGAAUGUGGCAUCAUCAUUCAGCUACCACGGCAUGGAAUGAGAUUAUGCAUUACUUAGGUAUCAAGUAUUCUGUGAGCAAGGGUUUUUCCAAGAGAGAAGACUGAUAUCGAACAGCCAAGAGGAGAUAGACGAGCUUACCAGGGAAUACGGAGCUGACUGGUAUAUCAGAAGCUAGCUAGUCAAGGCUUAAAAGGAAACAGAAAGCAGUGUUAGUUUGUGCGGCCAUUAAUUGUUGGAAGCUGUUAUUUGAGUUUAUAACAAGAUCAUGAGAGGAGGUAGGAAAAACUUGAAGAAAGAAGCUCUCCAAGGUUGCCUUGAACCACAGGCAGGCCAAACUAUAAUGCAAGUAGUUUCCCUUCGAGGGUCCAAUCUCAUUGAGGUGAUGGACAGUAUGGGUUCAAAAACUUUGGCAUUGUUCCCAGCCAAAUUUCACAAGAGUCUUUGGAUAAAGCGAGGAAGCUAUGUAUUGAUAGAAGGAAGUGAUAGAGAAAAAGCUAUGGAAGCAGGUAGUAAGGUGACUUGCAUGAUUGUACAAGUUCUUUUUGAUGAGAAUGUGCGCAUACUUCGGAAGUCUCAUCACUGGCCUGAAGGCUUUGAUGCUGAUAAACAACACUCAAUUUCUACUGCAAAGAAUGAUGUGCUGCAUGAAAAGGAACAAGAGAAUUGCAGAAGUGAAGAAUCUAGUGAUGAUGGUCUGCCCCCACUUGAAGCCAAUUGCAAUAGGCGUGGACCUCAACAGUUGCAAUCACUAUCUAAUGAAGAAGAAACAUCAGAUUCUGAUUCAUGAUCAAGAUCAUUAUUGCUCAGAUUCAUUACAUAAAAGCUUUAUUCCUUCAGGAAGCUUUUGUAUUUAUCCUUGCAUUUAUUUUCAAAAUUUAAUUAUCAUUUAUGAGUUAGAUGUUCAUCAGUCCACCAUUACCAGUGGGAACCUCGAUAAUUAAUUUCACUUGUCAUGCAGAGUUAUUUUUAGCAUAUUGCUCCAAAUGCAGAGAGAGGUAGUGUCCUGGUCUAGUUUGAGUUCAGUUGUUUGUUCCUAAUUUCUUUAUAUUUUUCUGGAUUUUAAAGCAUUUAUUCGAUGUUCCAUGAUUUGAAUAUUUAUGUGACGUUGUAAUUUUUGCCAACACUUGCCCCCCCUAAAGGCUGAUGCCAAGGGAGUCUUGACUAUUGAGUAAAUCAUAUGUUGCAAGGGCUCUAAUUGUUUUCUUUAGAAGCUCUUGAAAUCCUUCACGAACAAAUCUAACUGGUCUUCCCAACAUAAUUAUUUGUACAGUUAUAAAUUGCAAGGUCACGAUAGGCUUUCACUUUUUUAGAGUUUUCCCCCUUCAUCACUGGUAAUGUGCUUAUUUUGUUUUCCGAUAACUUCUGGUAUAUAUUAGAUGUAAAGAAACUUGAAAAUCUCAAAUUAUGCUCUAUUUUCAACUAA
Molecule: messenger RNA, 2258 nt
Organism: Cryptomeria japonica (Japanese cedar)
Lineage: Eukaryota; Viridiplantae; Streptophyta; Pinopsida; Cupressales; Cupressaceae
Exons: 8
Coding region: 1101-1622 (173 amino acids)
Biological process (GO): translational initiation
Cellular component (GO): nucleus
Molecular function (GO): RNA binding; translation initiation factor activity
Source: RefSeq, a predicted model, not a curated record